GCGCGAAAUCUAAAACAACAAGCUGACAUCCUAGCAGCUGCCGCAACAUCCUAAGGAAUAUUUUAAAGAUCGUUUUAAAAAUAUUUAAUAAUUUUUGCGAAGAUGUCUUUUACUCCAAAAAGGCCAUGCCCAGACCCAAUGAACGACUCGAUGGAGAAGAGAAUAAAGCGGAUUUCUAUCGAGGGGAACAUCGCGGCAGGCAAAUCUACCUUUGUUCGCCUCUUGGAGCAGGAGAGCGCGGACUGGGAGGUGGUACCAGAGCCGAUCGCCAGGUGGUGCAAUGUUCAAACAACUGGCAGCGACUUUGAGGAGCUGACCGCAUCUCAGAGGAGUGGCGGGAACGUCCUGCAAAUGAUGUACGAGAAGCCAGGGCGGUGGGCUUACACUUUCCAGAGCUACGCCUGUAUCAGCCGGGUGCGUGCCCAGAUCAGAUCAGCCAACGGGAAGCUCAGAGAGGCUGAGAAUCCUGUGCAGUUCUUUGAGCGGUCCAUCUACAGUGACAGGUACAUCUUUGCAGCCAACCUAUAUGAGAGUGAUUGCAUGAAUGAGACCGAAUGGUCCGUCUACCAGGACUGGCAUGGGUGGCUGCACAACCAGUUUGGCAAACACAUUGAGCUGGAUGGCAUUAUCUACCUCAGAGCCUCACCAGAGAGAUGUUUAGAGCGGUUACACCUGAGAGGUAGAGAGGAAGAGCAAGACAUCCCUCCGGAGUACUUGGAGAAACUUCACUUCAAGCACGAGAGCUGGCUGCAGCACAAGACCCUGACCAUGGAGUUUGAGUAUCUCAAUGACGUGCCGGUCAUGACGCUUGACGUGAAUGAAGAUUUUAAGGGCGAUAAAAUCAAAUGUGCUAACAUGAUCGAGAAGGUCAAAGAGUUCUUGAGCACGCUAUGAACACCACCACAAAGAAAAGAUUGAAGACUGGAUGGCUUUUAAAGCAUAGACAAUGACAGUGUUCAAUAACUGAAAAGAAAAGAUAUUGGGGGGUUUUGGUUGUUGUUGUUUUUUUAAGUGUUGUGUAUUUAUCAGCAUUAAUGUGCACAAAUGAGAUUAUAAUGUAUGUCCACUGAUAACAAUGACAGUAAACUUGUUAUUUUUUUUUCCCACCGAUUGCACAAAAUCAAGUGUCACACGUGUUCUUUCUCCGCUCCAAAUGUUUCUUGGCACUCUGUGCAGCUCUUCCAGAAGAUGUCGCCAGUCUCCAUUAAAGCUGCUCGGCUAUUUCUGAGCGCUCAGCCUGCCUUUACCUGGUAGCUCCAAUAGGAUUUGACUAAAGCUAUCUGACAUUAGCUUCUUUCAUUUUUACUUUUAAUGCCUUUUUAAAAAGCACAGAGUAGAAUGGAUCACCAAGGUGGAAACAUCUCAUGACUUUUUUUUGUUUGCUUUUGCUCUUUUUGGCAGUUCCGGGUCCAAAAUAAAUACCCAUCCUCAGCAAGUGUUCAAAUGAAUUAUUUAAGUGUAACUUUUAGAAUGUUGUUA
This is a messenger RNA of Neolamprologus brichardi, 1479 nucleotides long. RefSeq names its product deoxycytidine kinase (gene dck). NCBI's taxonomy places the organism in Eukaryota, Metazoa, Chordata, Actinopteri, Cichliformes, Cichlidae. The record is from RefSeq and is a predicted model, not a curated record. Gene Ontology annotation, molecular function: ATP binding; deoxycytidine kinase activity. Gene Ontology annotation, cellular component: cytoplasm; mitochondrion. Gene Ontology annotation, biological process: nucleobase-containing compound metabolic process.